Mollisia scopiformis is the source of this 1302-nucleotide messenger RNA. RefSeq names its product nicotinate phosphoribosyltransferase-like protein. The transcript is spliced from 5 exons. NCBI's taxonomy places the organism in Eukaryota, Fungi, Ascomycota, Leotiomycetes, Helotiales, Mollisiaceae. Gene Ontology annotation, biological process: NAD+ biosynthetic process. Gene Ontology annotation, molecular function: nicotinate phosphoribosyltransferase activity. The coding region runs from base 1 to 1302 and encodes 433 amino acids. The record is from RefSeq and is a predicted model, not a curated record.
AUGGACUCGUCACCCUGCCCUAUGGUAGUAGAGUCACUUCUCGACACCGAUUUGUGCAAAAUCACCAUGCAAUGUGCCGUCUUCAUGUACUACAAAAAUUUAGAGGUCACAUACGCUUUCAAGAAUAGAACUCCAGGGCAGAAACUUUCUAGAGCUGGGUUCCAAUGGCUUGAGGCGCAGAUCCAGACAUUAAGUAGUUUAGUGCUCUCAGAAGAUGAGCUUUUGUUCCUCCAAGAGAAUUGCCCAUACUUGAAUCAAUCGUACCUGAAUUUCUUCAAAGAUCUCCACCUCGACCCUCGCAACCAGAUUCGAGUGGCCUUCAAGCUAGAAGAAGGAAGUGGUAGUAUGCAUUUUGAUGAUUUAGGAGAGAUCACUCUUGAAGCUUAUGGACCUUGGUCAAUCACGAUUUUAUACGAAGUCCCUCUACUCGCCUUGAUUAAAGAAAAUGCAUAUGAAAAAGGCAUGCGUCUACUUGCGGCAGGGUGUGUCUUUGCAGAAUAUGGAAUGAGAAGGAGAAGAGAUGCUGUGACCCAGACCCUAGUUUUACGAGGAUUAAUUAGAGCAACCGAAGAAGGCAAAAGAAGAGGCUUGCUAGGUAGACUGUAUGGUACAAGUAACAUCUUACGCGCCAUGCAGUUUGGAAUCCCUCCAGUUGGCACUAUUUCACACGAGUGGAUUAUGGGCAUUGCAGCAAUAUCGGGAGACUACGAAAAUGCAACUAAGACUGCCUUGACAUGUUGGCUCCAUUGCUACGGCGAAGGUAUUCUUGGUAUUGCUCUUCCAGACACCUUUGGUCUUCCAACAUUCCUUAGAUCUUUCCAACGGUCUGUAACAGAACUGGAGCACCUUGACGUCGGAUUGAAAUUGAACAAUCUGCGAACUGAGAAUGAGAUCGAAGAGCAGAAAUCAUUCGCAAAUGUCUUUACAGGUGUCAGGCAUGAUUCUGGUUGCCCCGCUACCUUUCUGAAGAGUAUGCGAGAAUUUUACGACCGAGAGUGCAUCGCAGCCAACGAGAAGACAAUGGUAUUCUCAGACUCCUUGAACAUAGAUCAGUGCCUAGAGAACAAGAGAUUAGCGGAAGAAGCUGGUUUCUCUUUGUGCAUCUUUGGGGGCAAGAAAUCUCUACCUCUGAAUAUUGUCUUCAAACUGAGCUCCGUUAUGGGUAAUUCAGCUAUCAAGAUAAGUGACAGUGUUGGCAAGAAUACGGGCGAUAGCGCAACGAUUGACAUGGUGAAAAGGAAACUUGGAUAUGUCGAGAGGGACUGGAAAGGAACUGAUGAAUCCACUAGGUGGAACAAGUAG